AAAACUUUCUUAUUCGCACUGGUGGAACCGGUUUCACGAGAAAAUAAUUCAUCAUGUCAGGAAAACACAAUAUAGAUGGAGGGCAGGCGAAGGAGGAGGAACACGUUUCAUCAUAUACGCCUAUAAGGGAGGCUGAACCAGAGUUCCGGUCAAACCUUGCUAAGUCAAAGGAGAAGUUAUCCUCUGACGGCGCCGAGGAGAAGCUGCUGCAGAAGGAAGACGAGGCCAAAAUCACGACCAGAGUGGAUAUGGCCGAUGCCAAGUACGUCGUCGGAGACCAUCGCAACGGGGACGCUAAGAUUGAGCUGGAUGCUAAUAAGCGGCAAUUCUCUGGGCUAACAAAGGAGGAACUUUUGAAGUACGCAGAUGACCCGUUUUGGGUGCGCUUGCGCUGGUUCAUGUUCUUGCUGUUCUGGGCGCUGUGGCUACUCAUGCUGGGCUGUGCCAUCGCUAUCAUCGUACGUGCUCCCAAGUGCGCACCACCAGCCGCUAAGUCUUGGUACGAAUACGGUCUAAUCGCUGAUCGUUCAUCUUCAAACGAUUACUCCGAGCUAAGCGACGAGCUUCCGGCAUUGCAAAAUAACAACGUAGAGGGAAUGUUCAUCACACCCUGCGCUAACACGUAUGACGUACUGGAUGAGAACAACUCUUGCAUCCCUGAUUUUAAAGAGUUCAUUGAAAAGGCCAAAAAAAAUAGUAUUAAAGUGAUCGUAGACCUGACGGCGAACUUCGUGUCGACGAGUCAUAAGUGGUUCCAGUUGAGUGUCAAUCGAACUGGGGAGUUUGCUGACUAUUUCGUAUGGAACGUUUCUAAGGACACUGAUGCUGACACCGGAAGGCCCAAACUGCCUAACAAAUGGAACUCCGUGUUGGGUGGUGAGGCGUGGACAUGGAACGGUCAGCGCCAGCAAUACUACCUGCAUCAGUACGCGGUGGAGCAGCCCGACCUCAACUUCCACAACGAUAAGGUCGUCGGUCACUUCAGCCACGUUAUUAAAAUAUGGAUGGCAGCGGGCGCUUCGGGGGUCAGGCUGCAAAAAGCUCGUCAGCUGGUUGUGAACUCGACGUUCGCUGAAGAAAUUCUUUCCAACAACAAAGACUCAGGGUUGAAGGAUUACAAUUUCUACUGGCACACGCAGACCAGCGACCAUCCCAUGCUGGAGAGCCUCUUCGGGCAUUGGUCGCAUCUCGUUAAAACCAUAGGAGGAGAUGAAUCAGUGUUCACAAUCGCAGAAGAUGGUGUCCUAAAACCGGAAUGGUUCCGGCUCCGCGAAAACUCUUCCAUGCUGCGGCCGCCGUCCGCUAUACCGAGAGCCGUCAACGCGAACGUUACAGGCCUCGUUGCAGACCUUAAUAGUCUAGUCAAUAAUCAUACAUGGCCCAUCUUGGAGCUGGUGUCGGAAGAUCCCGACGCUACUCCUGAGCUGGUGAAAUUCGCCGUGCUGCUGCCGGCCACGCCGGUCUUCAGCACCCCGCUGCCCGGUGACGACAACGAUACGCUCGCUGUCGAGUCGUUCCCGCAUCUGGUGGAACUGCGCUCCGACGCCAGUCUGCAGCACGGCGAGCGUGCCCUGGACGCCGUUCCGGCCAGCGACGGCGGAGGGAAGCUGAUCGCCUGUGCUCGCUGGAAGGCGGGUCACACUGGCUACGUCGCGGUGUACAAUCCAGGCGAGACGGCUCACGCCAACCUCACUGGCAUGGCCUCAUUGCCUGAUUCACUCACCAUACACCACGUGUCGCGACAGGUCCAUCUGGUCACCAACUACACAAGCAACUUGUCUGUGAAAACAGGCAUGGUCCUGGUGCCGGCCAAAUCCACCGUAGUUCUUUCGUACGUGCCCAAAACCACGGCGGAACAAUAGACCGUAAGGUCAAAUAAGCAUUCGGCUUAAACCGCAAUAUAUGAGCGGUCCACAUAUUUAUAAUGUGAUUUAAUUUGCAUUUUAUUUUUUACGUGUGUCAAGACAAUAAACGUUGUGUAGCAAGCAUUUUUGGUAUUUUUAUUC
Molecule: messenger RNA, 2006 nt
Organism: Hyposmocoma kahamanoa
Lineage: Eukaryota; Metazoa; Arthropoda; Insecta; Lepidoptera; Cosmopterigidae
Gene: CD98hc
Exons: 12
Coding region: 54-1862 (602 amino acids)
Biological process (GO): amino acid transport; carbohydrate metabolic process
Source: RefSeq, a predicted model, not a curated record